AUGACCCCACGGUCUCCCAAACCACAACCAAAGACGACCACCAUCUCACGAAGACUCAGAAUCCGCGCCGACCAAAACCUGUCUGUCCAGCCGCCAGAGGUCCGACAAUUGAGGACCAUCCGUUCGCGCCGUGCCGCAAUUCUUCCUACGAACCGCCGCACAUCUGUCAAUUACCAGACCGAAGAGACACAUACUCCCGUUUGGCAUCCAGACGUCCUCGACUCGUUCACACGUAGCAAUACCUCGCAUCCUGCUGGAAUAGAACAAAACCCCGACUGCGACCUCUUACUCUCCGAACCAUUAGAUCUCCAAUCUUACCAUUCCCCUCGAGGAUCGCCCUCAGCGCCAGACCCAGAAACCUACGAAGUACAAACCACAUCCGAAUCCGAGCUUCUUCCAUCGCCUUUACCCUCGCUGUCUGGAAGCCACACUGCGACAGACUACGAUCUGCGUCUUUCGGCGGAACCAGAACCUCUUCAAGACCCUACUUUGGAAUUGCAAGAUAUGAGCACUCUGGGUUUCAUGAUGGCGCCUGCGCAGUACAAUAUGGACUACGUUUCCCCGCCUCCCCUUGACUCACCCAGUUACCCGCCUAUCAGCCAGUCAUACUCGGAUACCAAGGCCUCAUCAUCAGCAUCCUACGCGCCUGCAUAUGCCUCCAGUCCUAACCUACAAGGCCAUUCUCACUCAAGAAGAUCAACAGAGCAUCCAGUGCUCCCACCCUAUCAAGCACCGUCAAUGCCGCGAAGCCCGUAUCAACAAGCAUUGGGUCCAAUGCGCGCUAGCCCGUCGCCAAUGAGCUAUCCUCCAACCUCCAGUGAACCCUCGCCCAUGCUUAGCUCAGCUCCACACAGCUACCCCUACCCCGCGGUGCACGCCAAUCUCCCCGGUCAAACCCUCGGCAGCAAUAGUUCCAGCUACCCACCGCCACCAAUAUACCCCCCGACGAGCUACGGUAUCAGCGAAUAUAGCCCGCUUCCUACUACGUUGUACCCGGCCACCACAUCAGCACCUCCGUACGCAUCCUAUGAGCAAUCAAGUACACUUGCCCCGCCGUCCGCCGGUUCUGUACCCGGACUGUCCUCCUCGCCAGGAAGUCAGACCAACGGAAUGAUGCCUCGUGUUCUCAACUCGCGACCUAAGCCCCAAUGCUGGGAGCACGGUUGCAACGGACGGCAAUUCUCCACCUUCAGCAACCUUCUGCGGCAUCAGCGAGAAAAGUCCGGCACAGCUGCAAAGAGUUAUUGCCCGCGAUGUGGCGCCGAGUUCACGCGGACCACGGCACGGAAUGGGCACAUGGCGCACGAGAAAUGCAAGCCACGGAGGACGUCAGAUACGACUAGGUAA
Trematosphaeria pertusa is the source of this 1347-nucleotide messenger RNA. RefSeq lists its product as uncharacterized. The record is from RefSeq and is a predicted model, not a curated record. NCBI's taxonomy places the organism in Eukaryota, Fungi, Ascomycota, Dothideomycetes, Pleosporales, Trematosphaeriaceae. The coding region runs from base 1 to 1347 and encodes 448 amino acids. The transcript has 4 exons.